Molecule: messenger RNA, 442 nt
Organism: Schistocerca americana (American grasshopper)
Lineage: Eukaryota; Metazoa; Arthropoda; Insecta; Orthoptera; Acrididae
Exons: 2
Coding region: 10-351 (113 amino acids)
Source: RefSeq, a predicted model, not a curated record
CCAAACAAGAUGGCAGACGGGCUGUGUGUUCAGGGGACGGCGAGACGAGAGAAUGAUAUCAAAGCGAAAGACACAGUAGAUAUUCUCAAAAUAGCUCAUAAAGACUGUAUGAAGGCUAAAAACGUAACCAGUGUUAAACCGUCAUUCUAUAUUCGCGACGACAAUGGAGAAUUGUGUUCAAAUUAUCGAGUGAAUGGCGUGCUGAGCUUGGGUGUGCACGCUACGAAAAUGCUUUGUGGUGCCAACUCAGAACAUGUGGAAUUUCCAAGCCUAUGUCCAAAUGAGGGGGACAACUGUAGGAAGAAGAGAUGUGCAGAUCGCUACGACAGCUCCGAGAGCUCGGACAGGUGAGUUCUCUUCAAACGUCAUCCUGCGUAGUUUAUCUUGGGUGAGUACUCAGACUGCAGAAAGUGUAAUAGUUCAAGAACGCGGAAGAACAAAA